AUGGAGGGCGACCCAGAGGAUCUGGGCAAGGCACCGGAGGAGACAGGGGAUGGGCGGGCCUUGGCUGAGAUCCAGGAGCUGGCUCUGAAGUGGUUCAUGGAGACACAGGCCCCCUCUAUCCUGCAGAACGGAGCUCUGCCACCCUGGUUUCAUGGAUUCAUCACCCGCAAGCAGACAGAGCAGCUACUCAGGGACAAAGCUCUCGGUUCCUUCCUCAUCCGCCUCAGUGACCGGGCUGUCGGCUACAUCUUGUCUUACAGGGGUAGUGACCGCUGCCGUCAUUUUGUCAUCAAUCAGCUCCGAAACCGACGCUACCUUGUCUCAGGAGACACCCUCAGCCACAGAACGCUGGAUGAGCUCCUGCGCCAUUACCAGGAGGUGCAGCUUGAGCCUUUUGGGGAGACCCUUGCUGCUGCUUGCCCACGGCUAGAGGAAAACGAUCUGUACGACGCUGUCAACACGGGCCUCCAGCAGACUAAUCUGGGCCUGGAAAUUCCAGCCAUGGAAUUUCCCGUCGUGGUCCCGGACAAGGCCACCAGCCCCCGACUUGCUCCAAGGCCCCAGGUCUCCUUCCUGCACACCAAGAAAGCUCUAGAUGUGAGUCCCCGGACUGUCUCAAAAGAGGAAGGUGCAGAGGCACCCACUAGAGUGCCCCCCAUUCCCCAGAGGAGCCCUUCUCUUCUGGAUGAGCCUUCUGCAGGCCCCAGUGACAUUAUCUAUGCAGACCUGAAGAAGAUGAACCGGGCACAACUAAACCUGGGCACAGAGGUAUCUGGCAGGCACGGGCCAGUUCCAGCGGGCAGCCUGGCUUGUUCCCCAGACAGGGAGCCCUCAGGGAAACUCUCAAAUGAAGAUCAGAACAGGCCCAAUAGCCUGGGGCCUGCCCCAUCUGGAGUAAAACCAAACCAGGGCUCUACAAUGCCUUAUGCUUCAUUAGGAUUCCCCCAGCCCCCCAAUUUGGAGCCCCUGGGAUCAAGGGCUACUACUUGGAGGCAGGGGUUCCUAAAGCUGAGCCAUGAGGCUCAGUCCACCUCUGAGGCCAGCUCUACCGAUACCUACCAGCUUGUUGGCACAGCAGCAGGCCCACAGCAGGAGGGUAGGGACAGACCAGACAAAGGAGGCAGUACCUAUGAGCAGAUUCCAGCCUGCUGGCAUGGCCCUGCCAAGUUCCCAUACCCAGGAGUCAGUCCCACAUACAGCCAGCUCUCAGAGCCUUCGAACUGUGGCCAUGAGAAGAUCUCGGGGAGCUCUCAGCUGCCAGAGCCAGGAAACACCUAUGAGCAAAUCCCAGCCUCCAAGAACAAGGACACUGGACGGGUGCCCAAGCCUGACAAGUUUCGGAGGCUCUUCUUCACAGACAAGAAGCACAGAUUCUGA
Molecule: messenger RNA, 1377 nt
Organism: Psammomys obesus (fat sand rat)
Lineage: Eukaryota; Metazoa; Chordata; Mammalia; Rodentia; Muridae
Gene: Sh2d7
Product: SH2 domain containing 7
Exons: 6
Coding region: 1-1377 (458 amino acids)
Cellular component (GO): cytoplasm
Source: RefSeq, a predicted model, not a curated record